AUGGACCUAUCGCACUCUCAACAAGGCGUCCUGAUUGCCCUCCUCCGAAUCUUGCCUCUCGCCACGGCGACGACAAGCGGCGUAUUCUCAUAUCUCUCGCAUGAAUACGUUGCAGGUUUCAAGCAUCGCGACGUCACCUACGAGGCGCGCAGCGCCACUCUUCCUGGAUGGUGGAUCCACAUCCGGCCCCUCAGCCUCGUCGUGAUAUGGGGCAGUUUCAUCCCCAGCUUCAUCCUCGGGGUCCUCAACGCCAAUAACUCGACCAUAUUUGGCCUCCUCGGCGACGGAAGCAGGGGCGUUGUCGGUCCACUCGCUAGUCGUCUCUACCUCAUCGGUGGGAUAGUCAGCAUUGCUUACUUUGCUCAAACGGUGGCUCGUGGAUUCGUUCCGCUCCAGCUGAAUGUUAUGAUGGUGGCUAAGCAGCCGGCUGCCAAGCGGGAGGCUGCCUUGGACAAGUUCCUGCGCAUGGACUUUGUCCGUGGCUGGACGGCUGGAUUCCCGGUCUUUGUGCUGUUCCUGGCAGCGACUACCGCAUGGGUCGCGGAUCAGCUGUAA
Messenger RNA from Diaporthe amygdali, 555 nucleotides. RefSeq lists its product as uncharacterized. NCBI's taxonomy places the organism in Eukaryota, Fungi, Ascomycota, Sordariomycetes, Diaporthales, Diaporthaceae. The transcript is spliced from 2 exons. The record is from RefSeq and is a predicted model, not a curated record. The coding region runs from base 1 to 555 and encodes 184 amino acids.